Messenger RNA from Opisthorchis viverrini, 2010 nucleotides. RefSeq lists its product as hypothetical. The transcript is spliced from 5 exons. Gene Ontology annotation, molecular function: protein binding. Bases 7 to 2010 code for a protein of 667 amino acids. NCBI's taxonomy places the organism in Eukaryota, Metazoa, Platyhelminthes, Trematoda, Opisthorchiida, Opisthorchiidae. The record is from RefSeq and is a predicted model, not a curated record.
ACCACGAUGAAAAUGAUUGAUUUACGCAAAGCUGAGCACUUAUCCGAUUUGACCGUUUGUGUGGAGAACGAGAACUUCAAACUACACAAACUGCCUUUGUGUGCAAAAUCGACCUACUUUAAAGAGCGCUUCCAAACUGACUCCGAGUGCCAAUUAGAAAAAUUCCCCGGCGGGGCAAAAACGUUCGCUUUGGUUGCCGACUAUUUCUAUGACGACGCAGUGAACCUGGAUCCGUUCAACCUUGUAAAUUUGCAUUUCGGAGCCAAGCUGCUGCAAAUGGAUGGUGACGACAAUCUGUUCGAAAUUACGAAACAGUAUUUGCGAAAGGCGUGUGAUGAUGCCAGGCGAAAACGCAACUAUCUAUCGGCAGUCGCUGUGCUCUGCUCUGCUUACAGUUUUGAUGAUCCUGAUGCAACACAGAUAACAGAAGACACUUUCAAGGCAUUGGAGUUUGCUUCGUAUGAAGCACUCGAAGAAAAUGAUUGCUACUCUUCAUGGAAAUCUUCUUCUUGGUCGGGAGAUGACCUGAUCACAGAUUAUCUUGUCUACUUGCCCCUGGAGUUCGCGGCCAGAUUGAUUAAGAGUUGUGGCCUGGACGGAACGAACAAACGAAAACUCUAUCGCUAUGUUUUUAAGUAUUUGGGUAGAGUUUUGGAUCAUGCUGUGGCAGCAAGAGAGUCAUCCUCUCCGGAACCCGAGACCGAAGGUCCCGAGAAGAAUUUAGAGGAACGGCAUCACACCCAAGAUGCAGAGAAUCCAAAGGAUAUUCCUUUGAUGAAAUGUCAACCUCCAAGUCAAGUGGAGAGUGAAAUACGACAAAGAAUGGAGACAUUUUAUGAAAAAAGCCCAAAGUUACGUGAAACGUUAGCGCAUCCGGUAGAACAGUUUGAUGCCUUGUUUGAUCUCAUACCAGAAGAAAAUCCCUUACCUGACAUUGUGAGUGUGCCGUGGAUCAAAGAGGCCGUUCUUCUGGUCGAGAACAGUUCAACAGAACCAAGAUGCCGCCAGAAAGUGUUGAGAUUAGCCCAAAAGUCGUUACCAAGCUUCAGCAAGCAGGAGAUCUGCAAGUUUACACCAGCCACCAUGUGUGAUAUAGUGACGGCAGGAACUUCGUCCAGGUCCGAAGGGACGAAUGCAGAGCCUCGUGAAGAGUUAUCCGAAGCAACACAGAACAAAGACGGGACGCAGUCUGAGGCCAAACAGUCCACAGAAGACACUCCGAUCUCGCUACCAAGGUGUACAAAUCGAGUAUUGAUAGAGUACCUGAAACAAAAAGCUGAAGAAAAUGAACUUACUACUGAGGAUUUCUUUAAAAUCUUUGGAAAACUUACGAUAGAUGAUGAUGACCGUAGCACACACGAUGGCCUCAUACAUGUCACACUGAAAGUUCGUCAGGCAGGUAAGAAACAUCAGGUUGUUUGUAGCAGACCCGAUCUAAUCGAACCAUACAACCGCCAACCUAACUAUAAAACUAGCUUUGAUCUGAUCGGCCCCCCAAUGGAGAGGUACGGAUUCUCCGCCAUGGCGCACAGGAACGUUGGAAAGGACAAAUGUUCCUGCGGUCGUCCCCUGUGGCCUUCUGUGUGCGAUUCAGCUCUGUCUUCUAACUUUCGUUAUGACAGUUCAUCAACUAUGAUUCCAGCGUACACUAGCUCAUGGGCAUCAACUGCCGCACCGAGAUACGGGAAUGAACAUUACUGUAUGAAGGACAACCGUUCAAGUACAUACCCACUGGCGUACUAUAGCUACAACACACACAGCUAUCAUCAUUUCCAUCAUCAUUCCUGUUGCUGUUGCUGCCACCGCUCAGGUAAUCCAUCGUUUCAAGUUAUAUUCCUCUGUCCCAUACGACUUCCCACUGAAAAACAAUCUUUGACAAUUUUUUUCGAUCGCAUGCGGCUGCAAGAAGCCGAGGAUUUUCUCCGAAAUACUAUCGAGCGUAAACUGAUUCCAACACCAGCUUUUUUUAUUGCGAAAUCAGGUUUUUUAAUCCGGCAUGUUACCUCCUAA